This is a messenger RNA of Saccostrea cuccullata (small rock oyster), 2372 nucleotides long. RefSeq names its product bromodomain-containing protein 4-like. Lineage: Eukaryota; Metazoa; Mollusca; Bivalvia; Ostreida; Ostreidae. The transcript has 4 exons. Bases 16 to 1770 code for a protein of 584 amino acids. The record is from RefSeq and is a predicted model, not a curated record.
GAUAUAUCGUCAUGUAUGCAAAUCAGAGGUCCUUGCCUUUCUCUCACUAAUACAAAAUAUAAAGGACAGAAUCUCAACUGUCGGGCAAACUUGACUUUGCUUUUUGAAAAGUUGGACGUCAUGAGUAGCACGAGGAAUGCCGUGCUAGUUGGCAUUCUUGCCAAUUGUGUUGUGACAAUAUUUGGAUAUACUACAACACCACCUCCUCCGCCUCCUCCUGUUCAACAACAAAGACGUAAUGUUCUAACAAAUUUCAUGAAUCAGGUCCCGAAGACAGAGGUUCCAUUUGACAUGUCCGGGCCAUCUAUUUCACAGCUAACUCAAGCUCAUUUCGAGCCAAUGUUGAAGGUAGCGGGCAAAAACGUGGAUCCUGCUGAUCCUGCAUAUAAUCAAGUGCAUCAAAACCAGCACCCCAACUCUUUGUAUGAGCCUGAUCCAGCUGCCUCAAAUGCCGUUUACCAGAAAGAGAUGGCUAUGGGAAAUAUGGUUGAUCCACAAUAUCAGCCUGAAAUGAAUAUGGGACAAUUCGAACAAAAUGUUGCCGGCCAGCUUCGGGGUGGAAACAAUGUUAUCGAUCCUCAAUACCCACCAGAAGUUAAUCCAGGAGGAAAUGUAAUGGAACAACAAGGAACUCCACCCUACCCAGCUCCAAAUGCCGUGGAACCACAAUACCCACAAGGGAUGAAUCAGCAAUAUCCACAAGAACCUCCUAUGCAGGCAGGUAACAGCCAAAUGAAUCAGCAAUAUCCACAAGAGCCUCCUAUGCAGGCAGGUAACAGCCAAAUGAAUCAACAAUAUCCACAAGAACCUCCUAUGCAGGCAGGUAACAGCCAAAUGAAUCAGCAAUAUCCUCAAGAACCUCAUAUGCAGGCAGGUAACAGCCAAAUGAAUCAGCAAUAUCCACAAGAGCCUCCUAUGCAGGCAGGUAACAGCCAAAUGAAUCAGCAAUAUCCACAAGAGCCUCCUAUGCAAGGGAAUGGUGGAAUUCCAGUGGAUCCUACCAACCCACCAGAUAUUGUUACUCCUGGAUAUCAACCUGAUCCUUUAGGUCAACAGGUUGAUAUCAUCCAGAAUGCUCAAGGUGCUAAUGUCAUGCCUGAGGUUCCAGUUACAAUGCAAGAACCACCAAACAAUCCUCCGUCAGUCGUUCGUUCAGUAGUUCAUUCAGAACCACCAGCUUCACCGUUCCAAGUAAAGCUUAAAGUAUCAUCGUUUCCACAAGAGCCACCAGUUAAUCCUUUCGAUCCAACAGGACAACAGCCAACAGACCCAACUUUAAUUUCAGAAGUAAAUCCUGCUGGCCCAGAAAUACGUGGUCCGGCGCCUGCAUAUCCAGGUACAAAUGCAGAACCAGGAAUGAGAAUACCAAAUGCCGUAGGCAGUCUUUCUAGUGGUGGAGCUGUUUCUCCUGCAGUCGGUGGUGCUGUUUCUCCUGCAGUCGGUGGUGCUGGAAUCAUUGAUCCAGUCCCAACUCCUGGACCAGAACCAUUACCAGUAUCAACAAUUCGACCUAAGCCUUUAACAAAAGCUGAAAAGAGGCGACUUAAGAAACUGCAACGUAAACGAGAACGUGAAGCCAGGAAACAGAAAAAAUUAGCGGCCAGAAAGGCCAAAAAGCUCAAGGAACAACAAAGACGACUGGCCAAACAAAGGGCAAAGAAACUCAAGGAACAACAGAGACGAUUAGCGAGGCAAAAAGGUCAAAAACGUAGCCGUAUGAGAAAUAAUAGGAGAUCAAGAUCAAGAAAUACCCAACCAACCCAAGUGUAACUCUAAAAAAAUAUACAAUGCUUAUAAGUUACGGAUUUUUAAUUUAUGGGCAUUUUUCUCAGUUCAAGACAAUGGUCGCAACAGUUGAAGAUUUGCGCCAAUUUUAAAAUAAAGGCAAGCGAUACAAGGAAGGAAAUGGAAAUCCUGACAUGAUGGAAAUAAUCCUUUAUUCUAACUAACCCCUUAAUGAUGAUUUGCUUUCGUAGCUGUUUGAAAAUAUUGUUUAUUUCUUCAAAAUUUUGAAAAGUUCAGUUACUGUACAUGAGAUGUUUUCUCCAAGUUUUCUUCAAAAAACCCCUUAUUAUUCUACAUAUUGAUAUUAUUCAAUGCCCGAACAAUAUCAUCUUCAUUAAAUAUCAUGCUCAAAUAUAACUUUUAUAUUUAAUAAUUUAUUAUAUCUAUUGACCAGAUUUGGUUAUAUUCAAAUUUUCUUUCAGAGAAAUAUUAAGUUUAUGUACAACUUUUUAUUGCUAUGCAAAUGUUACACCAAAAUAUGGUAUAUUUUUGUUAAACUAGUAACCAGAAAUAUUUCUUCAGAAAUAUUUUCUCUCAAAAUCAUCAUGUCUUAUAGAUAAAUUAUAAAUAGCAUUUUUAAGCUGUAC